Molecule: messenger RNA, 1531 nt
Organism: Rubroshorea leprosula
Lineage: Eukaryota; Viridiplantae; Streptophyta; Magnoliopsida; Malvales; Dipterocarpaceae
Source: the annotation of a GenBank genome assembly
CAUUAUCCAUUAUAUCCGGGCCGCUCGACGGCCCUCUCGUGGUUGCGUCGGGAAGUAUCGUUCAGCUGUUAGGGUUGAGGUAAGUCGUGUGGUAGGGUUAGUAGACCUUGGCGCCACCAUCCACAGUGUCGGGAGAAAUCGUCGAAGAUGUAAGCUAUGAGUGGCCUACGGGUCGCGAAGCUAGUGGGAGUGCGACGGAAGGUAGCACUUCGGCUCGCAUCGCGUGGUGUGACGGGUACGUUGGUUGUUGGAUGUGCUGUGCCGCACGGAGGAACCCCCGGCACCGGUGAUGGGAGCCUCGGGCACCACACGUCGGAGCUAGGGGCACCCGGGAUGCCUCUGGUACCGCUGUCCCAAGCUAUGCUUUAUAACAUUGUGGACAGCGGUACCUCAGGGACCGCAUUUGCAGUGUUUUCAAGAAUUGCGAAAUCUGUUUGGCUGAGUUUGUAUAGUAAAUCUACGCUGGUUGGUGGAAGUGUUUUCCGUGGUGCCUCUGGAGCCUGGGGAACUAGAGGCACCUCGAUGGGCUGCCUAUCGGUGAGUGUAGGUGCAAUUUGGUGGAACGGGACUGACGUUGGAGCAGGCAUGGGUUACCCGAAGAAGGCGCGUCUGCCACUGCGAGAGGUGCGCCAGGGCAGCGCUGAGUCGAAGAGCUCCUUUGUGGUUGACGCCGACGAGCUCCCGAUAGUCAACCCAAGCACUAUUCGGACUGUGGGUGUUGAUGUUGCGAGACUGACGACCAGUUACGCAGUGUCAGCGGCGGACAGCGCGUUUUUGCGCAACCGGUGGAUCAGCAUGCUCCAACACCUCCAGUCGGACAGAGAGGACACUGUGCUCGACAUACGGAGGAGUGUGGAGGAGUAUCACGACCAAGCUAUGUUGAAGAGAAUCAAGAUCGGCGUUUUGGAUGUAUAUACGACGCACCUACACGCGUGCAUCAACCGUGAGGCCGAAUGGCCGUGGGUGUUCGGUGUGGAGAGCUGGUUGAGACAAGGUGUCGCAUUGUCUACUGGCGACGAAGUGGGCAUGGCAAUGGUGAAGCUGUGGUGCUUGGUGACAGCGGCGACGGUUGGACCGGAGGCCGUCCGUGGCACUUGCGCGGCUCUUCAGACGUGGUACUCGUACGAUAUCGCGAAAGGGGCGUGCUCGAAACGAGGUAAUGAGAUGCAGUCGGCGGUGAGUUGGGGCAGAUCUGUCAUGCAGAGGCAGCAUUACUGGAUCAUGGUGCAGACUGCACUGGAGCAGGCGUCGGACGACUCAUACGGAGAUCAUCGCCGUCAGGAGAUGGAGUGUCGGGUGCACGGGAAUGGACAGUGCCCGGUUGGGGCCAGGAAGGCUGUGGUACGACGAUCCGCAGCCUUGUCGGUGUUGGAGAGAACUAAUGGAUGGCAGAUGGUUGAUGCGAUCGACGAAGAUGAGCGAGCAGUUCUCGAGGCGAUGUGGGAGGAAGAGGACGAGUUCGACUACGUGGACUAUGAGGACUGCACUGGUGAUUCGUGUUUGGGUGAUUGCACAAAUCCGCAGGGCUGUG